Molecule: messenger RNA, 1287 nt
Organism: Gryllus bimaculatus (two-spotted cricket)
Lineage: Eukaryota; Metazoa; Arthropoda; Insecta; Orthoptera; Gryllidae
Source: the annotation of a GenBank genome assembly
GGCCCAAGACCAGAGGAUGAGCCUAUAUCGAUUUUGGGAAAAGAACUGUUAAACUGCUUUCGUCAGCUCCUCUCUGGACAGGAGGAAGAAUUAGAAAUUUUAGCUACCUGUCUAAUUAUCAAUGGAAUAUGUCUGAAAAAACAGAACACAACAAUUUAUGAGAGCCUCCUGCUAGACAUUCGUAGGACAUUGCUGGCAAGAAACAUAUCUGUGAUUGGGAAAUGCUUAAUGCUUCUGAUAAUAGAUAUAGAUAACAUAAAUUUUACCUCAUUACCUGAAGACGUUAUGCUCUUUUACAUGAUGCAUCUUGGAGAUCAAGGAUUUCAAAGACUUGAGAGAAUGAGAUGGUCUCCAACAUCAAGCUCUGCAAGAAUGUCAGGAAGUGUUGAGGCGUCUACUGUUGAGGUGUUUACCGUUGAGGCGUCGACUGUUGAGGCAUCUACUGUUGAGGCAUCUACUGUUGAGGCAUCUACUGUUGAGGCAUCUACUGCUGAGGCAUCUACUGUUGAGGCAUCUACUGUUGAGGUGUCUACUGUUGAGGUGUCUACUGUUGAGGCGUCUGCUGUUGAGGUGUCUACUGUUGAAGCAUCUACUGUUGAGGCAUCUGUGAUAGAGCAGUUGCCACAAAGAACUCAGCAUACAGAGCAUAGCCAGUCGGGCAAUAGGAAAAAGCCCUCAAUGCCACUCUAUACACCUCCGCCAAUGAGGCAACAUUACCCUCGAACACAACCAGACCCUUCCAGACUGCGAGAGACAACAGAGCUGCAGGUUAUUGAUAUGAGUACCUCAAUGAUGCAAAAGCCUGAAAGUAAAUCAGACAAUUUGAAAGUCUGUUCCUGUAAUAUUCCAUGCCAAAGCUUGAAUAAAAAUGACAGUCAAAACUAUGAUGAUAGUGAACUGGAGUCAUUGGAUUUAGAUGAAGAAUUUGCCAAGGUUGGAUUGAGUCCUAUUUCGGAGGAGGAUGAAGCUGAGCAGGGGGAAGAUGGUAAAGAAAGUUGGUAUUCAGAGAAUGAUAAAUAAGACAAAUAUAUUAGUUUACUAUUGUGUUUUUUGUAAAUAUUCUUUACUUAUAUUUGUAUUGUUCUGAUGCCUGUUUAAUUAUGGUGCAUUUCAGUUAUUGGAAGGCUUUGUCAAUAAAAAUAUGAUCAUCAAACCAUUGUUUAUCACAGAUAUUAGGAGUGCAUGUUUCAAUAUUUGACAGAUGUGACAAUGAUAAAUAGGUAAUUACAAAUUGCUUAGUUGUUUUUUACCUAAAGCUGUAUUAUCUAAGACGGAAAGAAUAUGUGU